UGAACCAUCAGAACCCACAGCGACAAUAAUCUUACUGGCUAAUUAGACUACUGCUGUUGACUUGACCAUGGACUAUAAACUCUUUCAGUUAUCAUCGCAAGAAUAAGUCACCAUGUGGCACAAGAAUAACUUUAACGGCCUUAAAGGUUUGAUCCUGCACUAAAAGUGCAAGUCCCAGCCAUUUCAAUGCUAGUCAUACUAGUUUGCGUGUCUAAAUAUUUUUUUAAAUAUGUUGAUAUGUUUUAACUAUGAGGUACAAAAAAGUAAACCAGUUUUGUUUGUUGUCCCUUGCCAUGCAACUCCUAAAAAUAAAUAAAAACAUAACAGAGUUACAACGAUAUUGACACCCAAAUAGAACAAUUACACAAGCCAGAGAGAGGGAGGCCAACAGACAAGACAGGAAAGGAGGCAGACCAGCAGACAGGCAAACAGUCAUGGCGAGUGGGUUGCAGGUGGCGGGGGGGGGGUGAUGUAGGGGUGUGGCCAACCCUCACCUGUGUUAAAGGUGCAUGCUGAUAACGUGGAUAUUCACAGGGAGGAGCUAUUGGUGCUGGCUGGAGGAGUAAAAUAAUAUAAACGAGCAGCAAACAAACCGGUACAUCCAUAUAUCAACAAUUUCACAGGUGAAGGAAAGUGACCACCGCCCUCUGCUCUGAUAGAGACCGCUCCGCGCGUAGGAUACGCCGUCAGGUGACUCCAAUACUCAGCCAGAUCAACUGCCAAGAAUGUUGGCUAGACUAGAGAUGAUGGCCUAUGUGGCUGAGACGGGGAUGGCUGGGACUGCUCGGGCUGCCUGGGCAGAGGGAGGCCCGGCCUCGUCCUCUGCAGAGGUGGACCUGGAGGUCAUCGAAGAGUACCUGCAGGAGCACUCGCUGGAGGUCCAACCGGCGUACACGCUCGACACCCUGGCCAGCGCCGCGCCGCAGCCCGCCCCACCACACUCCCAGCCGGACCCCCACAUCAUAGAGAACCGAUGGUCGGGCCAACAUGCAUAUGAGUGGUACUGCGGGUCUCAUACUCCCAAUGAAGAAUAUGAGGACAACGUACCACAUACUACCUGGCACAGUCCCCAUGGCAACUGGGACCACCAUGGCUACUCCUACGAUGUGAACAGAUGCAGUGAUUCUGAAUCCCAGUCAAGCGAUUCUCAUUACCAGGACUACCCCUACUCUGUCUCUCUGACCAAUGAGAAGAAGGGAAAGAAUACAUGUGAUCCACUGCCUCUCGUUCCACUCUCAGGGAAGAGAAAGGAGCGGCUGUUCCAGUUCCUGUUUGAGAUGCUCCAGACGCCGUCCAUGCAGAGCUGCAUCUGGUGGGUGCAGUCCUCGGCGGGUACCUUCCAGUUCUCCUCGCAGAACAAGGAGCGGCUGGCACAGCUCUGGGGCCGGCGCAAGGGGAAUCGCAAGACCAUGACCUACCAGAAGAUGGCGCGGGCGCUGAGGAACUACUCCCGCACCGGGGAGAUCCACAAGGUGAAGAGGAAGCUCACGUACCAGUUCAACGAGGGAACGCUGAAGGGCCUGCGGGGGAACUCGCACGCCGCGUAGGAGGAAGGGCGGGAAGAACUCUGGGGGAGAAGAAGAACGUGUUUUAGGGCGGGAAAUGAACCAUGAGGAAUGAGAGUAGGAGAAACAAGACAAAAAGGAGCCCACAAUUAAUUCCCGUGGUUACACUAGGAAUGGUUAUUUAUUUCUUACAACCCACGGUUUCCACUGACCUACCUUUUCAAACACAAAUAAAUACUGAGUAUUUGAAAAAAAGGAAAAAGCCAGAUGCGACUCUGAAAUCGCAGUAGAAAACAGGUCUUUCUUGGCACUGAAGGGAGCACAAAAAUCUGCUUAAAUGUUUAAAUAGAGACCUGGAAAAAUUAAAAAAUAUCAUUGAUUUAUGAGAAAUCUGCUUUGGAUAGGCUAGCCUGGCUAUGAGUCGCCUGGCUUUAAAAGUUAAGUAAAUCGAAAACGGUUGUGACAAAAAAAACAUCUACUUUAUAAGUAGAGCAAUUUAGUUAGAAAAGUGCUAUUUCUACACAUUCACAAAGGCUUCUCUUGUGAACAUGAUUCUGCAAAUAGUGACAAUAGUGUGUUCGUUUGUGUGAAAAACUUUUUUAAGAUUUAAUAAAUCUAAGAAUAAGGUGUAUAAUAUAAUGGAGUGUGUGUUAUUGUUGUUAUAUUCCCUUAGACAUUGUAGGGGCAGAUACUGCACAAAUAAGCAUAUUGCAAACACAAGGUGAGACGCAGAUCCGCACCCCAUUCAAGCCCAUAACUGUAUGCAAAGUAAGCAUGCAUCAACAACGGCC
Molecule: messenger RNA, 2296 nt
Organism: Gadus morhua (Atlantic cod)
Lineage: Eukaryota; Metazoa; Chordata; Actinopteri; Gadiformes; Gadidae
Product: transcription factor PU.1
Exons: 6
Coding region: 726-1547 (273 amino acids)
Biological process (GO): regulation of transcription by RNA polymerase II; cell differentiation
Cellular component (GO): nucleus
Molecular function (GO): sequence-specific DNA binding; DNA-binding transcription factor activity, RNA polymerase II-specific
Source: RefSeq, a predicted model, not a curated record